CGACAAGAGAAACGGCUCCCUCAUAUCUUUACAACUGCCAUUCAUUGCCAGAGAAGCAAAACUAAAAACCCCACCUUUAUUUUAUUCUAAUAUUUUUUUUUCUGUUUUGUUUUUUAGCCAUUGUUGGGGUUUUCGUUUUCGAAUUCCAGGGCAAUUUUUUAUUUUCGUUGGAAUUCCAUUCCAAAAUUUGCAAUUGGAGACGGUAUCUACGAAUUGGGUUUUUAUUAAUUUUGGGGAUUCGCAGACCGACUUCUUAUACCCAGACCCAUGUUUGAGUUCUGAUUUCCGGCGAAAAGGAAAAAAAUCGAUUUUUGGAGAAGAACCCACGAAACUCCUGGCGAGGAAAAUUUCUUCUGAGUAAGCGGUUCGCCGGAGAUUGGCGAGGGGAAGGCUGAAAAUCCACAUUUCGUCUUCGGAAGGGUUCUGCGCCGAUCGGCCUCUGGAACUAUGGAUUGUAUGGGAAAUUUUAACACGGAGAAAAUGUUGAUGGUGGGUGAAGGAGGAGCGGUGGCCGGAGGAGGAGGAGGGGGUUACUACUGUUCUAAAAAGACGGAUGAUAUCUGCGGUGAUGUUUGCGGUCAGGGCUCAAGCAGAUUCAGCAUGUCAAGACUCCGUUGCAUCUUGCAUGGUUUGGAUUUGAAAAUAUAUCUCUUUCUAUUUACUAUUGUCCCAACAUGCAUCUUUGUGGGUUAUAUCCAUGGUCAGAAGAUCACAUACUUUCUGCGGCCAUUAUGGGAAUCCCCACCUAAACCAUUCCAUGAUAUUCCGCAUUAUUAUCAUGAGAAUGUCUCCAUGGAGAACCUUUGCAAACUACAUGGUUGGGGAAUCCGUGAAUACCCAAGGCGUGUUUUUGAUGCAGUUUUGUUUAGUAAUGAGGUGGACAUGCUCAACAUACGUUGGAAAGAGUUGAACCCUUAUGUAACAGAGUUUGUUCUCCUUGAAUCGAAUUCAACAUUCACUGGGCUGCCAAAGCCUCUGUUUUUUGCAAGGCAUCGAAAUCAGUUCAAAUUUGUUGAGCCUCGGUUGACCUAUGGUACUGUUGGUGGGAGAUUUAAGAAAGGGGAGAACCCAUUUGUUGAGGAGGCAUACCAGCGGUUAGCGUUGGAUCAACUUCUGAAAGUAGCAGGUAUUUCUGAUGAUGAUUUAUUGAUCAUGUCAGAUGUUGAUGAGAUACCAAGCAGACACACUAUCAAUCUGUUGAGAUGGUGCGAUGAGAUUCCUCCGAUCAUGCAUCUUCAGCUGCGGAACUAUCUGUAUUCUUUUGAGUUUUUUGUGGAUAAUGAAAGUUGGAGAGCCUCAAUACAUAGAUAUCAGUCCGGCAAGACAAAGUAUGCACACUAUCGCCAGACUGAUGACCUACUGGCAGAUGCAGGGUGGCACUGUAGCUUUUGCUUCCGCCAUAUCAGUGAGUUCAUAUUCAAGAUGAAAGCUUAUAGCCACUAUGAUCGAGUGAGAUUCUCUCAUUAUUUGAACCCCAAAAGAAUUCAAAAGAUCAUCUGCAAAGGUGAUGACUUAUUUGACAUGCUUCCAGAGGAGUACACAUUCAAGGAAAUUAUUGGGAAAUUGGGACCUGUUCCUCAUUCCUAUUCAGCUGUUCAUCUUCCGAUGCAUCUUUUGGAAAAUGCUGACGAGUAUAAGUAUCUCCUUCCUGGGAACUGCGUAAGGGAAAGUGGCUGAUUCUUUGGGCAAGUUCUGAUUGUUCGUUAGGGUUGGAGAUGCAGCUUGUGUGACUCCCAUGAAGUGCUCUGCUGGUUAAUUAAUGAUUGUGGUGUCACUGAUACAGCUGUGCCAUAUGCCCUUCAAAAUUGGUACCAUCCAUUGAGAUAUGUUUGGAGAAAUGGAUGAAUACUUGGAUUUGCUGGGAUAAGUGGUGAAAUUUCGUAUAUGAUCCUGUAUGCUAGCUUUCAUUCAAGGCGAAGCAGAACCAUUUGCUGAGUGGGGAGCUUGCUGUGAAUAUAACAGCGAAGUUGUGCAGGGUGCUUUUGUAUUAGUACUCUAAUAGCAUCACGACCAAAGUAUACCCGAUUCAUUUCCUCCUUAUUUCCCUCUUUUUUUUUUUUUGAAAAAUAGGAGAUUUGAGUGGCAUACUAGGGUUUUCCCAUGUUAGGAAGUUUUGACUCGAGACUAAUUUAUUCAUAUUUGUUGUCAUUCAA
Messenger RNA from Malania oleifera, 2153 nucleotides. RefSeq lists its product as uncharacterized. Gene Ontology annotation, cellular component: membrane. The transcript is spliced from 2 exons. NCBI's taxonomy places the organism in Eukaryota, Viridiplantae, Streptophyta, Magnoliopsida, Santalales, Ximeniaceae. The record is from RefSeq and is a predicted model, not a curated record. Gene Ontology annotation, biological process: protein N-linked glycosylation; N-acetylglucosamine metabolic process. Gene Ontology annotation, molecular function: beta-1,4-mannosylglycoprotein 4-beta-N-acetylglucosaminyltransferase activity. Bases 448 to 1677 code for a protein of 409 amino acids.